This is a messenger RNA of Solanum dulcamara, 1467 nucleotides long. Its product is annotated as ninja-family protein AFP3-like. Gene Ontology annotation, cellular component: nucleus. The record is from RefSeq and is a predicted model, not a curated record. Gene Ontology annotation, biological process: signal transduction; negative regulation of DNA-templated transcription. Bases 156 to 1115 code for a protein of 319 amino acids. Lineage: Eukaryota; Viridiplantae; Streptophyta; Magnoliopsida; Solanales; Solanaceae. The transcript is spliced from 2 exons.
UUAAUUUAUAUUUCUUCUGGUCCCUUUAUAUGGCUAAAGUUUACUCUGUUGCCGGCGAAUGUAAAUUUUGGAACUCCGGCAACUACAUUCUCUAACGUUCCUUAUAAUUUUAAAAUUUGUUUGAAGUUUUUGUUUUGUUUUCCCUCUUUUGUUAAAUGGCUGAAGCUGAAGAAAAUAGAGAAAAAAGAUGUCUUUCAAGAGAUCCGUUGCAUAAAUUUAUCAACGGAAACAACAACUUACAAGGGAAAUUCCAUGAAAUUCCGAAUGAAGAGGAUGAUUUGGAGUUGAGUUUGGGACUUUCAUUGAACGGACGAUUCGGUGUGGACCCAGAAAGGGCUAAGCGACUGAAACGCUCUUCUUCAAUUGCAAAUUUUGUGUUCUCCGGCGGGGAUCAAAGUAAUGGCCGUUGUUCAUUCUCUGUUGGUUCUAUUGCGAGGACGUGUUCGUUACCGGUUGAAGGUGAGGAGGAGUGCAGAAAAAGGAAGGAGCUGCAGUCCCUGAGGCGUUUGGAGGCUAAAAGGAAGAGGAUGGAGAAAUUACAGAAUGUUAGAGUGGUGAAGGAUAAGGUGGAUUUGGACGAGCGUCCUGAAGAAAAUGGUUACAGUAAUAAUGGUCAGGUUCCAGUUGGAAAUAAUGGGAAUUCAUUGCCUUUGUCACAGGGGUCGAUGGCUUCUCAGGGAAGUGGUUCUUCAGGAAUUUCUGAUUUUGGGAGUCAACCCAUACAGGGGUCAGGUGACAAUACUGGGGCAAAUACUCCGACUAGCAUCAAGCCGUCAGAGCAAGAGCAUGAACGGAAACAAGUAGCUAGACCACCUAAAACCACAAGUGAAAAAUCACCGAGCACAUGUAAUGGAAGUGAUAGCAAGGAAGCAAAAGAAAUGUUCAAAAACUAUAUGCUUAACAUGCCUUGUGUUUCCACUACGGGCGAUGGGCCAAAUGGUAAGAAGAUUGAAGGAUUUCUGUAUAGAUACCAGAAGGGAGAGGAAGUGAAAAUAAUGUGUGUUUGUCACGGUAACUUUCUCUCCCCAGCUGAGUUUGUGAAGCACGCUGGUGGCGGUGAUGUUGCAAAUCCUUUGAAGCGUAUCGUCGUCAAUCCUUCUCCUCUGUUGAGAUGAUGCCAGCGGAUAUCUAUAAUGGUGCAUUAAACAAAAAAGGGCAAAAGCUUCAAGCAUUCAGCUUUGCUAUCAUCGUUCAGCUUCUUUUGUAACAUGAACCAAGGUUCUUUUAUUUUUCGGUAGAUUGUAGUUUUUUGCGGGAUAUUGCAUAAUCAAUGGGCAAGUUUAUCCCCUUUCUGAGGGGAAAAAAGAUUAAGAACUCCCAUUGGCAUUUAUCUUUUAGUUAUUCGUUAUUUUGGAAGUCCGUAUUAAUUGUACGUACACUAAGGACUGUCCAGUGCAGUUGGUUCUGCUCUCAUUCGGAGGAAUCAUAAACAGUGGAGUCUAACAAGCUUGCUCGGCUUCUGUUCUA